GCCUCUUGUAUGAGCUCCUUCAUACCAAGUUGCCCGUAUUUGAUUCCAAGGUUGGUUAUAUUUGCCGCAUGGUUAACUUUGGUUGCAUCUUGGGAGCCUUGGUGUCAUUCUCAAUAUUACUUAAGAAGUACUACCAUAAUAAGUUGGGGAAGUUUGACAUCUACCUGACAUAUGGGUUGCUGAUUGGGGCUUUGGCAUUGGAUUUGAUAUCCAUUUGGUUACUCAUGUGCUCUGAUUGGAUUAUUGUUAGGCAGUACUCUGACAAAAAGAAUUAUGAGAAAUUCAUUAAUAGGUACAGGUGGUCUAACUCAGUUCCCCAAUUAAAUAUCUUUGAUUGUCAUUUCAGUAAUAAAGACGGAGCUUAUGCAAACAAAUUGGUUGAUUUUCUUGGCAAAAGGUUUGAAACCAUAAGAAGAAGAAUUCUGUGUGUGUCCUCCAAAGAUUUUGUAGAAGAACAAGCUUGGAAGUUCAUUUUUACAACGCUACAAGAACAGGGUAUUGGAGUUGCCGGUUCGGAAAUCUUUGGUCCAUCUAGAAUUCUCACCGGUCAUGUUACUAACUUCGCUUGGACCUUGAAGAAGUUUGAACAUAUGGAUAGCCUGCUGAUAUGGCACAUAGCGACUGAAAUAUGCUACCAAAAAGAAUGUUCAGAUAACAGCCCCAGCAAUUCAGAUAACAGCCCCAGCAAUUCUACCUCUACAUCUACUAAUUGCUUUGAUCACCGAAACAUAUGCAAGUUGAUUUCAGAUUAUAUGUUUUACCUUUUGGUGAUGGAGCCUAGUAUGAAAGCCACCUCGCCUAACAAUUUGAAGAUGGUUUUUGAGGUCAAUGAUGAAAAAUGGAAGUGGCCAAGUUAUCCGGAGAAGGGAUCCAAAGAAACAUUCACUAAAGAUCCAAGAAAGCUAUUGGAAGAAGAAGGUGAAGACGAUCGUAUAGAUCUAGAUAUGUUGAAGGAAGAUGUGGACAAGUUAGAACUUGUUCAACUUGAAUAUAUAGCUAGAUUUUCGAGAAUAGAUGCUGCACGUCUUCUUGCCAAGGAGCUUCUGAAUCAGCCCGGUGGUUGUCCGUGGGAAUUAAUGGGCAGAUUUUGGGUAGAAAUAGUAUGUUAUGCUGCUAUUAAUUGCCAACCCAUUGUCCAUGCACGACAAGUAAGCAGAGGUGGACAACUUCUCACCUUGGUUUGGUUGUUGAUCAAUUACUUGGGAUUAACUCCUCCUUCAAUGACUCCAGAGUCGAUUCCAUUGGAGUACCUCCCUACAGAAGGGCUGAAGCAUGAGGCGCGGAAAAAAAGGCGCGGACAAAAGACGCGCCUGUCCUGAAAAUUUGAAAAUUUGAAAAUUUGAAAAUUUGUGGGGGGACCAUGGGCUCCUCUGGCCUCUUUUAUCCUUGUUCCUUCAAAAGGAACUCCCUCACGAGAUGGAGAUCACCGAUCAGCCAAUUCAUGAAAUUGAGUUUAAUUCUAGAGUGUUUUUUUCUUUAUUUUUCUUUCAUUGUGACUUCGUGCUUAAUUUAGAAAUCUUAUGUUAAUUUAUUAGUACUGCAUUGUAUUCUAUUUAUGAUUGUAUUGUGUGUUGCUGCUUGAAAACAUAUAUGUAUUUGAAUUUAGUACAAUAAUAAAUUACCGUGUGUGAU
Molecule: messenger RNA, 1632 nt
Organism: Rubroshorea leprosula
Lineage: Eukaryota; Viridiplantae; Streptophyta; Magnoliopsida; Malvales; Dipterocarpaceae
Source: the annotation of a GenBank genome assembly